Molecule: messenger RNA, 2415 nt
Organism: Mycotypha africana
Lineage: Eukaryota; Fungi; Mucoromycota; Mucoromycetes; Mucorales; Mycotyphaceae
Product: vacuolar segregation subunit 7-domain-containing protein
Exons: 3
Coding region: 145-2355 (736 amino acids)
Biological process (GO): positive regulation of phosphatidylinositol biosynthetic process; protein localization to vacuolar membrane; vacuole inheritance
Cellular component (GO): fungal-type vacuole membrane; PAS complex
Source: RefSeq, a predicted model, not a curated record
CUUUUCUUUAACAACAGAAAAUGAGAAAAAAAAACCAUGUUGUCUAAUAUACUCUUUUUUUCCAGCUUGAGGGUAUACCAUUUUCUAUCGUCUUCUUUUCAAUCAUAAAGAGUUUACUGCUACAAUUUCAUUGAUAAUAAGCUAAUGUUAGAAGUAUUGACAACGGUGACAGGUUCUUCUCCUGCAGCUUCAGAAACCACUAACGUUUCUGCCAAGCAUAACGAUGUAAAUAUUGAAGAAGAUACGCACAGCAAUAAAUUGGUGAAUAAUAGUAUAACAAACACCACUGCUAAUAAACGACGUCAACAGCACAAUUCAUUGCGUAAAGGGCUACUGCUCUCAAACUUUGAUAAAACAAUGAUUGUUGAGAAAGCACGAUUUGAACCAACCAGUUUAAUUGACGAUAUACCUAAAAUUGACAUAACGCCUUCCUAUCCUCCAAUGAAUACCCAUAUACCUACUACUACCACUAUGGAUAACAUUGCAGGUGCCAAUAAUAACAUCACUAGUAUUAAUUCACCGAACGAUAACCGACAGCAGCUACAGCAACAACAGUUAACUGAUAUGCCAGCCAUCAACCUCGAAGCCUCGGCAAUCUCACCACAACAAUCGACACACCAGCCAGUACAACAGCAGCCCUCAAAUUUACUCACACCACAACAGCAGCAGCAACAGUAUCAACAUCCAAUGCCAUCUCAUACAUUAUCAUUACCUUUACAUUCAAAAAGUUAUGCUCCAACAACUUCACCUUCAGCGCCGGCUUUUAGCGCUACUUCUAUGAUGGCACAUCAAUCGCUGCCUCCAAUAAAUAUGUCCAGUCAAUUCGCUCAUGACAGUAGUAAUAAAAAGAUGCGUCAUACUCACGGAAGAAGUGAGUGUGGUAGUGCAGGGAUAGCACGUCAAAACAAUAAAAAGUUGGCAAAGAAACAAUCGAAAUCUACACUGCAUGGUAAUGCUAGCCCAGCAGAAAUAUUCCAUAAGAACCUUGUAGACGCCGUAUCCAACGUAGAAGACUCUGACGAAAAUGAACAUUAUGUUUACCCUUACGGCGUCGGGAAUGAAUCUGUCACCUCUAUCAGUGCUAGCGCUUUGCAAAGACCUUUAUCUACUAGAUCAACUCCUGCUUUAUUGCCUCAGCACCAUCAAAAUAGUAAGAAAAACUCUACUAAUACUACUACUUCUUUAUCAGCCACGAGCAAAGGUGGGUUUUUCAGUGAUUUCUGGUUACGACAAACAUUUUCUGGUCAUAACAACAAUGAUAAUACAGCAAGAGAUGAUGUUGUGGAUGAUGUGGAUGAAUAUGGCUCCUCAGACUACGAUUAUCAACACAAUAGAAGACCAAAGUUAAGAAGUUACGUCAAAGAUCAUCACUCGUCAUCGUAUUAUCACUCUCAGCAACCACAGCAACCACAGAACAGUAGCAAAUUGAGCUUAUUUAAUUUAUGGCGGCAAACAGCAACUGCGUCUAGUAAAAAAUUCUAUCCUUAUUACCAGAGCAGCAAUCCAUCGUACUUGAAACGAUAUCAGCAGCAACAUAUGCAUUAUGUAAACCAUAUCGGUGGCUAUACAAGCGAUGAGGAGGAAACACCACUAUUGAGAGUCUCGCGCAGACAGCAAAAGAAGCAUUACGCAACUAAUAAGAAAAAGAAAUCAUGUCAAAAUAGGUUACUCGGGAAGGUCAUCCUUGCACUCCUUCUCUUCAUGAUGACAGCAGUUAUGACUAUCAUAUACGUUGCUCAGCCUUUAACAGAUAUCACGGUUGACAUGGGAAGGGUACUUGCUACGGAUAAAGAACUGAUUUUCGAUUUGAAAGUACAGGCUGAAAAUUGGAAUUGGUGGACUAUUCAUGUUGCCGAAGCUGAUAUAAGUGUCUUUGCCUUCAGUAAAAUCGUUCCAAGUCGAAUCAUUACCACGCUAAAUGCUAAUGAAAGCGAGGGUUCAGUGUACUUUAACGAAAGCCAGGUGAGGGGUGUUGAUCCAGCAGAAUAUUUAGGUGGGUUAGAUCAUUUUGACGAGCCUUUAUCCAUAUUAUCGAAUCAUUUUUUCCCACCACCUGAAGAAGCUAUUACGCAAAUAAGGAUCAAAUCGCCUGGUGCAGAUACAAGUGGAAAUGAGAGGUGGUCGCGUAUGAUUCGUUAUCCAUAUGGUUUAGUUGUUCGUGGAGUCUUGAAAUACAAACCUAUACCACCUUUUAUUAUAGGCACCUAUCCUCAAUCAGUAGCUAUUUGUAAUGUAUCACAAGUGGAUCCAACUUCUGGUAUUGUAUCUACGGAUCCUGAUAAGACGAUAUGCUCCACAAGUUCGCCUGAUAGUGCUAAUGAUGAUGAUGGAAAUAAAAGAACAAUAUUAUUCUAAGAUAUAAGCAUGAGCUCCCAAUGAACGCAGUUGUUAUUAUGUUGAGUUAAUGAGCCUGAG